UUCUGCCCCUGGUGGUUUUGGCGCCGCAAUGUCUGCACAACCAACUUCCAGUGUCUCUAUGCCACGCAUGAUGAAGUUUCGUCGUAGUAGUAGCAAGGGUGAAGGCGCGGCGCCGCCGGAUGCUAAACCAGUUGGAUUUUCAGUUGUAUCUGAUCCGAAAUUGGCUGAAAUUGAAACUCUUUAUAAGUUUACUAGUUUUCAGGCUUUUGAUGGGUUUUUCAAACCGACUGCAGAGCUAUCGGAAUUCUUUUCAAAGGGAAAAGACAGGAAUUUAUUCCGAAACAAAGAUCAAGAUUCUGUCUGGUCUACUUGCAUUGCUUUGGCGUAUCUUGAGAUUGUAAUGAAAGGUUUCAAGGAAGAGUGGGAAUUGUGUUAUGAAAAAGCUCAGACUGCAUUAAAUGAGUCGAGUGGGUACGAUUCUGGCGUUAUCGAGAAAAUGCUGCAAGAUGCGAGAAAGUGGGUUACUGAGUGGUUUGCUAAUACCAAGUGA
Molecule: messenger RNA, 490 nt
Organism: Paraglomus occultum
Lineage: Eukaryota; Fungi; Glomeromycota; Glomeromycetes; Paraglomerales; Paraglomeraceae
Source: the annotation of a GenBank genome assembly